CCUCCCAGCCCCUGGCAAUCUGACUAAUAACAAACUGAGCUAACAAGAAAGACUAGAAAGAGCACAGAGAACACAGAAGCAGCUAGGAUCUAAAAAUCUGACGAGCCGUGAUCAAGUAAAGCUGUGCUUAACAUCUUGUUUGUUUACUGCAUCCGAGUGCUUGCAAACAGUUAACUGCAUGCAGAAAAGUCAGCAUAGCUGAGAAGUAUGCUGUGAAUUUUAAUUGAGAGAAAAGGAAAACUGCUUACAGGAUGGUCUAAUGUGCACUCUGUCUGGAUUUUUUCUUUUCAGUUGUACGCUUUGUAUUUUGUCUUCUGAACAAGGAUUUUAACUUUAUGGAGCUGUAGUAUCACCAGAGCUUUCAGCAAAUAAACUGAGAAGAAAGUGCAUAUUUUUCACAGAGAAAAAUUACAUUACAUUCACACAGCUGCUUCAACUGUGCAUUACUGAGAAUUUCAGGGGGUUUUACUGCUGUACAGAAUCUGCUGAGCAAGAUGAAGCUCUGGAUUUUUGUGGUAUGUUCAGUUCUGGUUGCAUCUGAUCCUUUCCAGUCAGAAACAUCUUUUACUAGAAUCAGAGGAUCUUGUCAGAGUUUGUGUUCCUGUGAAGAAAAGGAUGGCACUAUGAUUAUAAACUGUGAAGAAAGAGGCAUCAAGAUGGUGUCAGAAAUAAAUGUCCCACCAUCACGGCCUUUCCAUCUUAAUUUGUUAAACAAUGGCUUGACAGUGCUACAUGUGAAUGAUUUUGCUGGCCUUGUUAAUGCUAUCUCUCUACAUCUUGGAUUUAAUAAUAUUGCAGAUAUUGAGCCUGGGGCUUUUAAUGGUCUCAACCUUCUUAAGCAACUUCAUAUCAAUCACAAUUCUUUAGAAAUACUUAAAGAAGAUACAUUUGAUGGAUUGGAAAAUUUGGAAUUUCUUCAAGCAGACAACAAUUUCAUCACAGUGAUUGAAGCAAGUGCCUUUAGCAAGCUCAGUAGGCUUAAAGUGCUUAUUUUGAAUGAUAAUGCUAUUGAGUACCUUCCUCCAAACAUAUUUCGUUUUGUGCCAUUGACUCAUUUAGAUCUUCGGGGAAACCAGUUACAGACACUACCAUAUGUUGGUUUUUUAGAACACAUUGGUAGAAUACUAGACCUUCAGUUGGAAGAUAAUAAAUGGGCUUGUAACUGUGAUUUGCUUCAGCUGAAGACAUGGCUGGAAAACAUGCCUCCUCAGUCAAUAAUAGGAGAUGUUGUAUGCAAUAGUCCUCCAGUUAUCAAAGGCAGCAUAUUAAACAGGUUGAAAAAAGAAUCACUUUGUCCCAUUCCUACUGUCAAUGAACUUGAAGAUCCUUCAGGGUCACUGCCCUUGGUUAUAACCACCUCUGUAAGUGAUAGUCACUUGUCAACUAAGGUCAUUCCUAUACUGAAAGCUCCUACUAAAGAAACAAAUUUAAUGCUUCAUACUUCAAAGCCAACUACACAAUUUCCAGGAAUCUAUUGUCCCAUUCCCUGUCACUGCACCAGCCAUAUGCUCUCAGGAGUUCUCAUGCACUGUCAGGAGCGAAAUAUUGAAAGCCUGUCUGAUUUAGGACCUCCUCCUACAAAUCCUAAAAAACUUAUUCUAGCAGGAAACAUUAUUCAGACAUUACUUAAGUCAGAUCUUAUGGACUAUGCUAGUCUGGAAAUGCUUCAUCUGGGGAACAAUCGUAUUGAAAUCCUCGAGGAAGGAGCUUUCAUGAAUCUGACUAAACUGCAGAAACUGUAUCUCAAUGGCAAUCAUCUUACAAAGCUAAGUCAGAAUCUUUUCCUUGGCCUUCAACACCUUGAAUACUUGUACCUUGAAUAUAAUGCCAUCAAAGAAGUUUUACCAGGGACAUUUAAUACAAUGCCAAAACUUAAGGUCCUCUACUUAAAUAAUAACCUUUUGCAGACUUUACCACCCCAUAUCUUUUCUGGGGUGCCACUUGCCAGAUUAAAUCUGAAAACAAACCAGUUUGCUCAUUUGCCAGUGAGCAAUAUCUUGGAUGAACUGGAUAUGUUGGUACAAAUUGAACUUGAAGACAACCCCUGGGACUGUACAUGUGAUUCAGUUGGACUGCAAAAAUGGAUACAAAAGCUGAGUAAGAGUACAAUGAUGGGUGACAUUUUUUGUAAAUCUCCAGGACACUUAGAAAAAAAACUGAAAUCCCUGAAUAGUGAAGUCUUGUGUCCAGAUUUAAUAAACAGCCCUGCCCUACCAACUCAUGCUAGUUUUGCAGUUGUAGCAACUUCUACUACUAGCAACACUGCAGACACCAUCCUGCAAUCACUUACAGAUGCUGUCCCACUUUCUGUUCUAAUACUGGGACUUCUAAUUGUGUUUAUAAUUAUUGUAUUUUGUGCAGCAGGAAUAGUUGUUCUUGUUCUGCAUCGGCGGCGAAGAUGUAAAAAGAAACAAGCCAGUGAACAAAUGAGGGAUAGUAGCCCAGUUCACCUUCAGUACAGCAUGUAUGGGCAUAAAACAACACAUCACACAACGGAGCGUCCAGCUGCAGCUCUCUAUGAGCAACGUAUGAUUACUCCCAUGGUUCAGGUCUAUCAUGGCCCAUCCUUCAGCCCAAAGCAUACUGAACAACAAGAAGAGGAAAGUGAGAAAGCAACUAAUGAUUCCAAACAUCUCUGCAGAAGUCUCCUGGAAAGAGAGAAUAGUUCACCACUUACUGGUUCAAAUGUCAAAUAUACAGCUGCAGAUCAAUCUGCAGAAUUUCUGUCUUUUCAAGAUGCCAGCUGCUUGUACAGAAACAUUCUUGAAAAGGAGAGGGAAUUGCAGCAACUUGGAAUCACAGAAUAUUUAAGAAAAAAUAUUGUUCAACUCCAGCCUGAAAUGGAAGUACAUUAUCCUGGAACACAUGAGGAACUAAAGCUAAUGGAGACACUAAUGUACUCUAGACCAAGAAAGGUUUUUCUAGAACAAACUAAAAAUGAGUAUUUUGAACUCAAGGCUAAUUUACAUGCUGAGCCUGACUACCUGGAAGUCCUUGAGCAGCAAACAUGAAGUGGUGACACACUGGGCUAGGGCCAAAUUUCUGUAUUCCAUUUUUAAGUUGGAACUGUUGAAAAUAAAAGUGCCUUGUAAUGACAGUCAACAGUAAGAAAUUAAGCACAGCAGUAAUCCUAGCAAAAAAACAAAAAAACAACCAAAAAACUCAGGGAUCACUGUGGGAAGCCAUGGGGUUGUGUGUAGACAAUAUGUCUCAACUCAAGUUAAACAUGAAUUGUGUGAUUGAACUGUGAGAGGAAGAUUGCUUAUUGCAAUAUUCCUUAGCAUUUUUAAAGGUGUAUAUGGCAUUCUCUUUUGUGUACCUAAUCUAUGAAAAAAUGUUUGUUACCUGUACUCUCUGUUUUUCCCCUAGUUUAAUUAGAUUCCUUAAAACAAACACAAAAAGAAAAACAAACAAGCCCUCACACCUGUGUUUGUAGUUAGAAGCUUAGAGUAUUAAGUAUUAGUAUGAGCACUGCAUACAUGACCACUGUCUACAACCACACCUAACGUACUCUUAUAAUAAAUAUGAAAGGAUUUAAAAUGUUGUCAUGCUAAAUGUCCGUUAAAAACAAAAAGAGAACAAAUUUUGUUUAUCCAUUCAUUGACACAGAGCCUGCAUAUAUUUAAUAUUUUAUAUGGAACUUCAUCAUAUGGAUUCUUUAUCAGUAUGAGGAACAAAAAAUAUAUGUGUUUACCCAACAUCUUACAAGAAGAUCUGCAAGCCUUUUGAUACUUACCCUAUCUGAUAGCUUUACUUAAGUUUGGACAAUCUUUUCUUAAGCUGCUGCUAUAAAAUAUUGUGCAUCACUGGUGUUUCAACUCAAGAUCGUGGGCAAUUGGAAAAGCUACUGAGGUUCAGCUGUAAAUAUAUUGCUGUAUUUAAUAAGUUUGAUUUUUAUAUAUCUAUCUAUAAAAAUCAUUUCUGUGCUGGCUUUAACUAUCCUCGGAGGAAAUUAGUUUGCUGCAACUAGGAACUUCCAGGUGCAAAAGCAGGUUCUUUCCCUCACUACCCAAAAGCAACUUCCAAAUAGAAUAACUGCAACAAAUCAUAUGUGUGAGGAACAGUAAUAGUAUUUAGCUGUUGUUUGUACAAAAUUGUUAUAUUUUGCAGAAUCUAGAAGAAAGUAAAGUGUUGUGGGAAAAAAUACAAAAAGAAAAAGUAGAAUGUCAGAUUUAUUUUUGCAAUGAAUUCUAGCUAGAUUUAUAUAUACUAUUUAUUCUGUAUAAUUUGUAUUAUUAUUUUUUUUUUUCAACUCACUAGAAAAGAAAAAAGCUUAUUCCUAGCUGCCUUUCAGGAAAAUUAAGAAACUGGUCAGUGAAAAUGAAAUAAAUAAUUUUUAAGUGUCUUUUUUUUAGAAUUCGCUUUUUAAAGAAUAAGGCAGCAAUUUCUUCAUUUACAACUUUUGAAUUGUUCAGAAAUUGUCAGAAGACAAUGCUGUUCAUUGUUGUUAUGUAGACAGGAUUGUCUUGGUGGGAGUGCAGUAAGGUCAUUCAGUUUCUGUGCAUGACUGACACAGUGCCAAAACACAAAUUUUGACCCUCAUAUAUCUUUCUCUGAGUAAAUCUUCUGUAAACUCACUAUGCAUGAAGAACUUCCAUUUUGCUAAUUUUCACUUGUAGAGCUAAGGAUCGACUGAAUUGCUGCAAGUCUACAUAGGAAUCCCAAAUUUUACAUUGAAGUCUUGAUAAAUAUAUUGAAGUCUUGAUAAAUAUCUCAAAGAGAUAUAUUCUUUAGUUUAUCUUACUGCUGAUGUAUUACCUAUAUGUAUAUACAAAUGUGAGUUCUUCAUUUUAUUUGCACAGAGGUUUAUACGCUUCUGACAUAUUUUUUUUGUAUAUUAUAUACACAAGUCAGAUUCUCAGUUCUUUUAAAUUGGCAUAAAGAUAACGUCCUAAGUGGUGUUAGUCUAUUUUCUGUAACUUGAGGAUCUGACCACUUGUCUCUGUUAACAAAUCAAUUUCCUUAUUAACAUUUUUGAGAAGUCAUCACUUUACUAUCGAAAACAAACUCCUUGGUUUCCAAGAAUCAAAAUGCUAUUUGUUAGAAAAUAAUAAUAUUUCUUCUUUCUAUAAAUGAGAGUAAUUUAGUUUAGAAUACCUCUGUAUACAUAAGAAUUAGGAAGAGUAAAUCUGGUUACAAUUUAUAUGUUUUCUUGCUGUCUUUGUUCUAGACAAGGGUAAUGCUGAGUACUACUUGUGGAGGUAAAGAAUAAGACAAAGUUAGAAAACUGAACUAUAUUAAAUUUACAUUAAUUUAAGUAUCUAGUGCUAUUAUAGCUAUUUUAAUAUAUUUUAAAGACAUGUGAAUGGACUUCAUGGGCCUGUCACAGAUUCUGUGGAAACCCAAACCUUGUUCGGUAGGAGAUACCAGAGUUCAAUUGGGAUUGCAUAGAGCAUUAAAAUGACACUAAUUUUCUACAUUUCAUCAAUUAAAUUCCACUCAGAAAAUAGUCUAAUAAUAACCAAUGAAAAAAAUGAAUUCAGUCAAUGGGAACUGACUAAUAACUGACUGAAUUUUCAAUCUGCCCUACAGAGGUUGUUCUUUUCUAAAUUCUCAGGGAUUUAAAAUUUGUGCAGAGAGAAAAAUAACAAAUAUUUAUAUGGUACAUUAUAAGCUUUAGUACUUUAGUAUUUUGGUGUCUUUCAUUUCAGUAAUAAUUUUUAUUAGCAAAAAUGGGUGUAAAAUUAUUACUCUGUAAUUGGCAAGAUGCAGGGAAAUGAUAAUUCAGGCCCUCAGGCUUUGAUUUAAGAGAAAUAGUUUCAGACUAAAGACAAUUGCCACAUGCACAGAUGUCACUUUGCUUAGCUGUUAACAGAAAAUUGGCAGAAUGUUGAGGACAACUGUGUGACAAAACAUUCUUCUUCAUCGCCAUCUCAAGGCUUCAGGAAAAAAGAAUGAGCUAAAUUCAAAGCAACUCAGUUACAAAGCUGUAUCAGAGGAUCAGUCAGAAUAAAUGAAUAGAGCUUUAGCUUUUAGCUUUCCCUCAGAUGGGAGAUUCACAUCAUUCAUUAUAUCAGCGUGACUGUACUCUGUGGUAGUCUGUAAAACUACAAUAAGUUUUGCAGUAUCCAGGAAUCACAAAAAUAUGUCACAUCAUCCAUUUUCCUAUCAUCUGUUCCUAUUGGACUAUCAUAUAUUAAAUGUUUGUAUGAUGAGGUGAGAGCAGGUCUGUCUGUUUUCUUUCCUCAUACUAACAUUCUAAGACUGUUCUUUUCCAGCUAUGAAGAAAAUGUAUAUUGCUAUAAAAAAUAAUUUGGCUUUAUAUGAUUAUUCUUCAGCUGAGGACAAUCAAUAUUAGCUGACACAAAUAAAACCAUAACACAAGAAAUAUAGUAUAUUUGAAAGGGAAAAAGAUGAAAUAUCUAUUUGUAAAGGUUCCUUGGAAUGUGUUCACUAUAGCAAUUAAAAAAGUUACCUAAUAUUGUUACUGUUUCUGGAAACUUGGAAAAUUUAUUCUAGAUUUUUUUUUUUUUUUAAGCCAUGUUCUGAUAUUUAUUUAUUUUCUCUAAUGAUAGAUAAAAUAAAGUGGUUAAAGAGGUUUCAUACCUUUCACUUAGCUAGAAUAAUGGAGGCUGGAAGAAAAUCUGGAAGCUUGACAGUCUGCAGCAAAGUGAAUCCAUUUUUUCUCUUCUCAGCACCAUCCUUAACUGUUUGCAAAAGUAGUGCUUUAUCAAGCACACUGGUGUACUUGACAGGUAUGUUAUUGUUGCUAGGGUACUUCAAGAUAACCAACACUACUAUUUUCCCUCUCACAUUUGAGAGAAGAAAAUAUACAAAAACUAUAUGGACUCAAUCCCUAAAUAAAAUGGAAAAAAACAACAACAACAACAACAACAACAACAACAACAAAAAAACACCUGUAUAUUUGCACUUAUUUAUUUUGGCUUUAUCUAUUUAACCUCAUGAAAGUCAAACACAUUUCCUCUUAUUUCUUCUACAUUUUUUUUCUCAUAAGCUUUUAAUAUUGAUACUGAAUAUAUUAACUACAGUAAUGCCUUUUCAAGCUUCUGAGCAGAAAAAAAAGCAACACUCCACAAAAACACUUUCUAUCAGAAAACUGACUUUGCAUGUAAAACAGUGCAUUUGCCUAUUCAGUAUUUUUACACAUUCUUCUCCAUUAGAAAUACAUAUCUUCUCUAACCGAAUUCUAAAAUGAAAAUGAGUCUGUACUUUUUAUCUGUGAUGUAUCAAAGUUACAGGAUUUACAUGUGAACUUUCUUCACUUGCAGUUAUUGUUUCACUAAUUGGAACCUGAGGAUCAGGUUCUGUCCCCUCUCUUCAUGACAAAGAAGUUCCCAGUAUAACCUCUAAUAGCAGCUCUUUAUAUAAUAUGCUGUUUAUAUACACAGAGGUUGCUAAUUGCAUACUAUUCUAAACUGAGAAGUUAUGUAUGACUGAAAGGGCAGUCUAUCUUACCAAGAUCCUGUUACCUGAAUAUGAAAUGUAUAUUCACUGCAUCAAAAAAUAUCAUUUCAGAGGGUUUAGACUUAGAGACAAGUGAAAAAAAAAAAA
Molecule: messenger RNA, 7512 nt
Organism: Meleagris gallopavo (turkey)
Lineage: Eukaryota; Metazoa; Chordata; Aves; Galliformes; Phasianidae
Gene: SLITRK6
Product: SLIT and NTRK like family member 6
Biological process (GO): positive regulation of synapse assembly; axonogenesis
Cellular component (GO): plasma membrane
Molecular function (GO): protein binding
Source: RefSeq, a predicted model, not a curated record